AUAUAUACACAAUCACGUGGACGGGUAUUCUCGCAGAUCACAGACAGGUGCCAAGUAUACUCGGGAGAUGGAGACCGGAGCUACAAACCUGCCUCCGGGAAAGGGAACGAAGGCACUAGGACAGUUCGUAAAGUUCCUUUUGAUUCUGUGACUCAGGAGAGCCAUGGCACUUGAGGCGUCUUGAGAAGCGAGUGCCAACGGUAAGGGACGGUGAUUCACAAACAUCGCCACAGCGUUGUGUCCAGUCUUACAAAGUAGUGUCCUAAAGUACGGGCAGCCACGAAAACCAUCGUGCAGGAAACACUUCUCGUGACAUAGGGACACGCUCACGCCGUAAUGAUGUUGACAAAGCGGGAUGCAAACACAUAUAUUCGCAUGAGCCUGACCGUGUAAAACAACAUGACGGAAGGAAAUGCAUUGAGAGUGGUGGUUUCUACAACCCAAAGUUACAGAUGAGUUUUGGUCACUCACAUAUUUUUCCACUUUUCUACCAUCAUCACGUGUGGCUUUCUUAUAAACAGGAAAAAGUUCAGCUAAAAAUGGCAGCAGUGACGCAGCAGCCUGCUGGUUCACCCUCUGAAGGAGGCAAGGCUCGUCAUGAAAGGGAAUUCAAAAGCUCGUGGUGGCGAGAACGAGAUUAUGCGGAUUGUCAAAAGCCACGAAAGCCAGGGUGGGCUCUUAGGACAACAGAGAAGAGCACCACGGGGUUUUCCGACGGAACGUCCAGAGGCAUCGGCUACGAAAUGUUUAGACGAAGAAGCUGCGACCAGCCUCCAGCCUCUCGGUCCCUGAGGUCCUGAAGUCUGUCCGGAUGUCUGAUGGGACACGGGGAGCAGCCAGCCCAGCGCCGUGCUGAGUGUGUCUGACACACGAAACACGGCCCCUCGCCUCAGGAAGCCUGCUGGCUUGUCAGGACACGCACACAAGAUGUACACGCGCAGUAACUGAGGGGUACCACAGGGUUUGGCUUUACUUUUGCUUUAAUUUUCUUUCUUUCCUUCCUUCCAUCUUUCAUUCUUUCUCUCUCUCUCCCCCCUCUUCCUUUCUUCUUUCUUAACAAGAAGUUCCUUCUGUGUGUCAGGCACCGUUCAGGGGAUAAGAUGGACGGCCAAGUGGAUAAAGGGGGCAGGGAUCAGUAGGGUUUGGAGGCAGGGGGCAGGGCAAGACCUCAGGAGUUUCAGGGAGACUGAGAGAGAGGGCAGAUGGGGUUGGGGGCCGCCUGAGCACAGCCAGAGUGGAGAGCACCGGGAGCAGGCGCCCCCUACAGAGAAUUAACUGCCAGUACAAGUUCAAAGUUGCCCAGUGGCGCCGAGCCCCAAGCUCCAGGCGUUGGAGCUGAAUUCUGUGCCUAUAAAGACGGGGGAGAAGAAGGGGAACCAGGGGCGACCACCUUCCCCAUAUCUGUGCUCCUGGGCUUUCCAGGUCCGGUUUUAUUUUGUUUCACUCUCUACUGAAACCCUCCCAAAGGGCAGUUGAGAGAAAGGCAGGAAGUCAAAAACAAAGGCCGGUCGCCUGGGAGCCACAGCCAGAGUUGGCUGAUACGAUGUCCUCAGGCCGCCACGCCUUUUGAACCUGGCUCUGUCUCCAAGUCAAAAAUGCUUAAAAAUAGCGAUUUUUUUGAACCCAAGUGUAACAGGCCUGAAAUAGGGGCAAGAAGAGGGAACAUCCACGUAAGGCCACCCGCACUCCCAACCAACGGAGGCAAGUCAAAGCUCAUCUGCUACGGCACACGCGCACAAAUCGGGGUUCCAGCCCUGGAAAUCCAUCCCGCACCCUGAAACACCUAAACCCACUACAAACGUAGAUACAGGUUUUUACAAGUAUUUGUGAAAUACGAAAACCGUACAGAACACCUACUGCCGGGGAUGUUCCCGCACCGCGGGCUGGGCCAGCUAGAACUUCGGCUAUGCUACUCUCACAAGGCACGGACCAAAGACACCUUUCCAUACCUGCUAAGCCUUGCUGUUGCAAGGGGGGUAGCGGGAGGUCCCAGGGCCUCCGCGGGAUGGCCCUUCUCUGCCACCUCGGCGCUUCCCUGCCGAGCUCCCCUGAAGGAGAAGCCAGGGGCUGAGGCCCUUGGUGGACGGUGGCGACAGGAGUUCAAAACCUCACUGCAGGCACAGGUGUAUGUUUCUGUUCUGACGGGCACCGGCCUCCCCCCAAGGUGCUGUCCCGGCUCUCGGUCAAAGGAGUUGCUUGCUGACAAAUCUUUAUUCUCAUUGUCUGCACUGACUCAGGUCCUCUGAAGGGAGCCACCUGCUAUAGAGUGAAUCGCUGUGUCCUUCAAAUUUCGUACGUUGAAACCUAACCCUCCAAGGUGAUGACAGUAGGAGGUGAGGCCUUUGGGAGGUGAUGAGGUUGAGAGCAGAGCCCUCAUGAAUGAAAUCAGUGCCCUUGUGAAAGAGGUCCCAGAAAAAAAUAAAGAUGCCUCAGACAGCUCCCUUGUCCCUUCCACCAUGUGAGGACACUGGGGAAGGAUGUCCCUCCACGAACCAAGAAGGGGGCACACCAGACACCAAAUCAGCCAGUCCCUUGAUCUUGGACUUCUCCGCCCCCGCCCCCCGAGCUGGGGGAAAUAAAUGUCUGGUUUAUAAGCUGCCCAGUCUGUGGUAGUUGGUGCAGCGCCCUCUCCCUCAGCGGGGCCCAUCUCCUCUUCCCUCACACUUGUUCUCUUUCUCCCUCGGGGCACUUCCUGUUCUAGCAGAACCGAGAUGGGAUGUGGUGGGACGCACCUUCCUUCCAAACAGCGGAGGGAACGAGGGAGCGGCUGCUCCCUUCAGAAGCCGCCCCCCAGGGCUGGACACGUCCCCUGAGCCUCUCCCCGGGGCCACUGCUGGCUGGCUGCAGGAAACCACCUGGCGCCCCAGGCUGGGUGCACUGACAGGAUGGCCCUCCGUCCUUUGUCCCCAGCACCUUGUGUCUUGGAAGGCUAGUGGCACUUUGGCAUGCAAAUGGCUAUUUUGUUCGGUAGUGGAAACUUUACAAAUACAAAGGUAUCGCAGGCAGACUACUGUGGUAGAAGAGCAAUUUGGAGAAGUCCUUCUGAUUAAAAUCAUAGUGAAAAGACUGUUCAAAUACGAUGAGGACGGUGUACGCUAUUUUACGGGGACUACAAUUAAGUUUUCUGCGGAUCAAUUUGGCAAUAUGCAGUAAGAUCACUCAAAAGUAUUUCUACCUUUGGCUCCACUUUAGAUAUCUAGCUGAAGGAAAAAUCAGAUUCCAACCAAGAAUCAUACAAGCAUCUUCCUUAACUGUCACUUAUAAUAGUAAAAAAUGGAAACAAUCUGUCUAAUGGCGGGACGGAUAAAUCUACGACACGAACUAUCACACAGCCAUUAAACAUGUUUUUGCAGGCUAUGUAACAGCUUUGAAAAAUGUGCAUAAUAUUCAGCGAGAAAAUCAUUGUGGUCAACAGUGUGACUAUUUAAAAACACAUCAGCGCAUAGGAAAAAAAUAUUGGAAAAAAAAUCGGAGACACUAAAAAGGUAGCGAGUGCUACUAUGUGAUUUCAUGAGCAGGUGGCCUCUUGCCUUCACCAAGUAAUGACUCCCAGAGCAGGGCAGGUGCCCCGGAAGGCGGCCUGCAAAAGGGCAGGAGACGAUGACCCUCCCAAGGCCAAGGCGGGGCAAGCAGCUGCUGUUCCUGGGCAUCAUGACAGUCACGGUGGCGGUCAUCUUCCUGCUGUUCUACGCUCUCCUCUGGAAGGCCGGCAACCUCGUGGACUCGCCCAACCUCAGAAUCGGCUUCUACAACUUCUGCCUGUGGAACGAGGGCACCAGCUCCCUCCAGUGCCUCCAGUUCCCUGAGCUGGAGGCCCUGGGGGUGCCGCGGGUCGGCCUGGCCCUGGCCAGGCUCGGUGUGUACGGGGCCCUGGUCUUCACUCUCUUCGUCCCCCUGCCCCUCUUCCUGGCCUGGUGCAACAGUAACGAGGCAGAGUGGCGGCUGGCGGGGGGCUUCCUGGCGACGUCCUCCAUGCUGCUGGCCAGCGGCCUGGGCCUCUUCCUCACCUACACGUGGAAGUGGAUCCGGCUCUCCCUCCUGGAGCCUGGGUUUCUGGCUCUGGGCACCGCCCAGGCCUUACUCCUCCUCUUGCUUAUGGCCAUGUGUGUGUUCCCUCAGAGAGCAGAGGACAAGGUCAAGCUUGACAGCUGCUAGUUCUGUCGAGAGGCUCACGAUGGCAAGAGUUCAGUUUGAACUAUGCUCAGAGAAGGUGCCGGAAAACUCAUGGGCUGGCAUGUCUUCUCAGCCUGUUUCAUAGCAAAUGCCGGCCUCAAGCUCUGGCAGACGGGACCCACCGCGGAGGAGGUGGGGGUACCCAGUGCCGAGAAGGCCAAGGGCGCAGCAGUGGCAGCCGCGGUACCUGCGGC
Messenger RNA from Panthera uncia (snow leopard), 4367 nucleotides. RefSeq names its product transmembrane protein 140 (gene TMEM140). Lineage: Eukaryota; Metazoa; Chordata; Mammalia; Carnivora; Felidae. The transcript is spliced from 3 exons. The coding region runs from base 3601 to 4155 and encodes 184 amino acids. The record is from RefSeq and is a predicted model, not a curated record.